CCACGUACCCAGGGUCGGGGCAUCACCGGGCAGGAGGGUGGGCCCGGUCCUGCCCUUUCCUGGCCCAGAGCACUUGCUCUGUCUGCUCACCCACAAGUGGGCUUGGGCUCGGGUGACCUCCAAGAGCACAUCUGUCUCUCAGUCCCACAGACCCUGUGCCCCUCCACAGCCCGGACCCUUGCUGAGAUGGGAGGCUGUGCUCCAGGCAGCACCUGUGGGUGUCACCCAGCUGUGACUCACCUCUGCCCAGCACCCACCCUCCCAAGCAGGGCCAGUCUGCCAGCCCGGUACCUCUUCAGUGCCCAGGUGCCUCUGGCUGCGCAGAGAGCUCUGAACCAGUGCUGAUGUGAGCCAAGAUACGAUGCUCGGGGCUGAGAGGCUGCAGCUCCAGCUCCAGGGAGUGGCAGGAUCUCUGACUUGGUGCCUGCAGCUGUGAAGCAAGAAGGUCAGCCGUGUGGAAGGCGAUGAUUUGUGCACUUUUGAUGUGCUACCUGGUGUUUCUUGUGCCCACAGAGUCCUGUGGGAAGCUGUGCCAGGCCGCCAGCAACAGCAAGGAGAAGGAGUCUUCCAGGCCUUGGGGGGUGUGUGAUGGCAUCUGUGUGGCCAGUUCCCACUGCAGCCAGCCGUGCCCGCCAGGCACUGAGGGAAGCAUGGGGUUUGCCUGCAGGAAGCAGCGAUGGCACAAGGUCACUGAUACCUGCUGUACUCUUAAUGCCUUCAACAUCUUUGAGGAGGACUCCCAGUCAGGCAACCCCUUUGGAGGAGGUGGAAAGGUGGACGAAUAUGCCAGGAAGUCAGAGACCAUAGCCGGCAAAUUGAUGCAGAAGUGCCCGGCUGAUCUGUCCUGCGCGAUUAGGAACAUCGAGCAGUCGCCCCGGCUACCAGGGAACAUCGCGUUCAUCGUGCAGCUCUUGCACAACAUAUCCACAGCUCUCAUGGCAGACGUGGAAGAGGCGCAGAUGCACCAGAGUUACAGCUCCAUGGCCAACCAUGUUCUGAACAGCAGUAGCAUCUCAAACUGGACCUUCAUCCCAGAAAGAAACAGCAGCUGUGUCCUGCUCCACUCAGUCAACUCUUUUGCAAGAAAGUUACUGAUAAACAAGAGUCCUAUCAACAUAUCGAAUACCUUCAUCCAUACCAUGGGCUCCAUCAUAGCUGCAGAUGAUGAAGGGAAGAAUUUCACUUUCUCCAUGAGGGUUAAUGACACCAGCAGGGCAGUUACUGGCAAGGUUUUGAUGGGCAGAGAGGAGCUGCAGACAGCGCCUUCCAUUUUUCAGAUCAUCAGCAUUGCCUUUCCCACGCUUGGGGCCAUCUUGGAGGCCAGUCUUUUGGAAAAUGUCACUGUGAAUGGCCUUGUCCUGUCUGUCAUCUUGCCCCCCAAAUUUAAAAGAAUCUCACUGCUUUUUGAAAAGAUCAGCAAAUCAGAGGAGAGGAAGACCGAGUGUGUGGGCUGGGACCACCUGGAGAGCAGAUGGGACAGCCAGGCUUGUCAGAUGGUGGAAGAGAGCUCCCAGCACGCUGUCUGUCAAUGUUGGCCAAGCAAGCUGUUCACCUCUUUCUCCAUUCUCAUGUCGCGCCACACCCCAGUGAGCCCAGUUCUGACUUUUAUCACCUACAUAGGCUUGGGCAUUUCCAUUUGCAGCUUGCUCAUUUGCUUGUCCAUUGAGGCUCUGGUCUGGGGUCAGGUGACGAAGACAGAGAUCUCCUAUUUACGUCACCUGUGCAUUGCCAACGUGGCAGCCACCUUACUGAUGGCAGAUGUGUGGUUCAUCGUGGCUUCCUUUCUUAGUGGCCCGGUGACACACCACAAGGGAUGUGUGGCGGCAACAUUUUUCAUUCAUUUCUUUUACCUUUCUGUGUUUUUCUGGAUGCUCGCCAAGGCGCUCCUUAUCCUUUAUGGAGUUCUGAUUGUUUUCCACACUCUGCCUAAGUCAAUCCUGGUGGCUUCUCUCUUCUCAGUGGGCUACGGGUGCCCUUUGAUCAUUGCUAUUAUCACAGUGGGUGUCACUGAACCUGGCAAAGGCUACUUACGGCCGGAGGCCUGCUGGCUCAACUGGGACAUGACAAGGGCCCUCUUGGCCUUUGUGGUCCCAGCUCUGGCCAUCGUGGUAGUAAACUUGGUCACCAUCAUGCUGGUGAUUAUCAAGACCCAGAGAGUUGCCACUGGAAGCUCCAUGUUUCAGGAAGUGCGAGCCGUCCUGAGAAUCAGCAAGAACAUCGCCAUCCUCACGCCACUGCUGGGACUGACCUGGGGCUUCGGGAUAGCCACGGUCAUUGACAACAGCUCACUGGUCUUCCACAUCAUCUUCUCCUUGCUCAAUGCAUUCCAGGGCUUCUUCAUCCUGGUGUUUGGAACAAUUCUGGACCCAAAGAUCCGAGAAGCCUUAAAGGGUCGAGUAACCUCUGCGAAACGGAUCUCCAGGGUAUCAGAGAACCUUUCUUCUGAUUUCUCCCGCCACCCCACCAAAAGGCCGAGCUAAGAGCCCUCUCUGCAGCCCGACUUGGAGGUGCAACUGCUGUCCACUAAUGCUGUAUUUCCUGUCCCAAUGAGGUCGCUCACCCGAGAAUGGCAGCACCUGCAGGAGGAGCACGCCAACUCCUGCCUUCCUGCUCCACUGUGGAGUAGUGGAAAGGGAGAGGUUCGCGAGGAUAGAGGCCACCGAACGUUCCCUGCCCAUCACCUGUAAAUAACUACAUUACCCUGGGUGUCUGAUCAGAGACAGAGUGGACCUUUCCCAAGAGCAGGAUCAGGGUCACCUCAGUGCCUCCGCCUCCACACCGAGGGUCUCCUUCAUCCUCAGGAAGAAGCUCAGGCUUAUCUUUGGCCGAGGUGGCCUGAGAUGUCACCCAGCUGGAUUCUGUGGCUUUUGGAGGGAGAGGCUCAUGAAUAGGCAUGAAGAAUUGAGAGUCAGGUGGACUAAGUAGGUCACUGCUGGCUCUUUUUAUGAUAGAAGCCAACUGCCCAUGUCUUCCACUCUGUCAAAGUUCUGCUGAUGGUUUGGGCUCAGACACCAUGUCCUUGACCACAAGCCGUGUGCAAACCAUACAGACUUGGAACCUGAAAAACUGCCUAUUUUGUCUUAAGGAGAUGAAAACCCCGAGAUGUGAGUCACAGCUAAUCAAUAGCUGAGCGGAGGAGGAAACAUUCUGCUCCUCUUGGCUCUCCCAGGCCAUGUGCCCCUGGAAGCAUUCUGCCCACACUUCUGAAACCAACAAUAUGUGUUUGAUGCCCAGGAUGGGGAAGGGGAAAUAUUGUGUUUCAGGUGCAAAGCUACUCAUUUUCAUAGCUGUGCCUGUGAACAAUCCGGCAUUCAAAGCAGGUGUCACCAGAUGGAGAACCAUGCUGAGGGCCAAAGCCACUUACAGAGUCAUACACAGUGGCUGCCGCUGCAGGGAGCUGGGAGAUAAAGUCACAGGGCAGGGGAGAACCCUAAUGGCCCCACUGAGAUGCCAUAUGCCCCAAGGGAAACUGAGGUCCCUCUGUGGAUGGGCAGGGCCUCUUCCUCUCUCUCUGUGUCUUUUUCUACACAGAAUCUUUUUCUACACAGGAUCUUUUUCUAAGUAGGGAAGUUUGAGAAGGCAAAGGUACAAUAAAGAAAGCAAUCAGAAGGUGGGGAGAUGCCCUGCCGGGGACAUGAGUUAUCAUUCCAAAGGUGUCACCCACAUUGGGACAACAGUGUCGUUCCCAAAUGGAGCCCAAGAGUGGGCUCAACCUGCCAUCCACCAGCUCACUCACAGGUCUCCCAUGUGGGCACAGAGAAGGGGCACUCGCACAAAGCCAGACCCGGCAGUGAGUGCGGGGUCUGGGCAAGUGAGCGGUGAGGGGAUCACGCGUCUGGAUAAGCCUUCCAGAGGGGACCAGUUGUCCCACUGUAGGGUGAGCAUUGAGACGGACAGGGAGGACCUGCUCGGUGUCCGUGCUGGGUGGAAAUCUCAGAGCUCUGGUCUACUCAUUCCCCCAAGUAGGAUGGGGGAUGCCCCAGCGAGGCUCCCUGCUAACAAGGGAGGCCCAGGCUGCCGACAGGAAACACCUUGAAGAAGCCGUACCUUCACGCCCACAGCCCCAACCCACUCUGCACCACCCUAAAGCAACUGCUGGGUCAGGCUGACUCUGCUGACCCUCAGUAGCCAGAGGGGCCUCUGAUGGCUCCCAGGGAAGUGGCGGGGUUGGGGCCCAGGGGAACUGCUCCCAACAGUGUCGAAGGCAGACUUACAGGCAGUUGCUGUUGGCUGUUGUUGGGAGAGUCGUUUAAAUUUUCUAGUCUUGGGGUUUCUCUUUUAUAGGCUGAUCAUAACAGAGUCUACCUCACAGGAUUGUUGGAAAGAUUAAAUGAAUCAAUGUGGGUAAAGUGUUUAGGACAGUACUUGGCCAGUAAUAAUUCCUCAUUAAAAUGUUAGUUAUAUUUUUACUAGUGUACCUAUGAACACCCCCUGACACACACACAGACACAGACACAUGCAAAUACACACACACGGUCCUUUUCAUGGGUUUGGAUAUAGAUAUCCUCACAGGAAUGGGUUAACUGACUUCUCAUCAAAAGAGCUAGGCAUCUGGUUUGGUGUGUUCAACGUUAGGGUUUACCAACCAGCGAAAUCUGCAGUGUCCCAUGGAAUGAGCAUUUUGUCCAAGAUUGCCCUGGUUGCACAAGGGCCCCCUUCACAGGAAGGCAGGGCACACACCCCGGGCACUGCUCAUUAUGCAUUGCCCAGCCAGGCCUCCCCUCUUGCUUGCUCCAGGAAGCCCUCCCUGGUAGGCGCAGCCAGAAGCACCCAUUCUCCACACCCAGUUGUCAUGCUGUUUGUAAUCUGUGGCCCUCACGUUACAUCGGUAUUUAUUUGCCAUAUUGUCUGUUUCCUUUGGUCUUUUUGCCUUCCUAUAUUUUCUCUCCUGGAUAACAUAGCAUACCUUAAGGACCAGGGCUGUGCCUUCUGUUCGUUACCUUUCUUUGUGUGUUUACACCACAAGGUGCCUCGUAUGCAGAAUCCGUUCAUUGGAUGUGUUCAAUAAAGUCCUCU
Messenger RNA from Heterocephalus glaber (naked mole-rat), 5016 nucleotides. Its product is annotated as putative adhesion G protein-coupled receptor F2P. Gene Ontology annotation, biological process: cell surface receptor signaling pathway; adenylate cyclase-activating G protein-coupled receptor signaling pathway. NCBI's taxonomy places the organism in Eukaryota, Metazoa, Chordata, Mammalia, Rodentia, Bathyergidae. Gene Ontology annotation, molecular function: G protein-coupled receptor activity. The record is from RefSeq and is a predicted model, not a curated record. Gene Ontology annotation, cellular component: membrane.